GCGCCGAUUUACCCAGGAAGCUCAAUGGUUCAGCUAUGUCCAGGAAGAAAGAGCAAUAACACGUUUGACUGCAUCCAGAUCCAGUCCUAGCCAUGGUGCGCUGCCAUUCGUGCACCAGGCUGUGCUCCCGGUCGUCGGCCUACACGCUGGCCCUCGGCCUGGGCUUCGUCACUUUGGGGACCAGUCGAAUCAUCCUGCUCAAAUUCUCUGCCAAUGCUGAGAACAAGUAUGACUUCCUCCCUGCAUCCGUCAAUCUGUUUGCUGAGUUACUCAAACUGCUCUUCUGUCUGGCCAUGUCAGUCCGAGUCAUAGUCAAAGAGGGACGAUCAUGCAGAGAGCUUGGCUUUUCCUCCAGCUCAUCCUUCCUCAAUUCCCUGAAAUGGGCUGUCCCUGCUUUCCUCUACUUCCUUGACAACCUCAUCAUCUUCUACGUGAUGACUUACCUGCAGCCUGCCAUGGCAGUGUUGUUCUCCAACUUUGUCAUCCUGACCACAGCUGUACUCUUCAGACUUGUUCUGAAGAGGCGUCUGUCCUGGGUUCAGUGGGCAGCGUUAUUUGUCCUCUUCCUGUCCAUUGUUUCCUUGACGACGGGAUCAGGGAGCAGCCAAAACUCCAUAGCCGUACCAGGUCUCCACUCAAACCCCCUCUCCACCCCCUCCAACUCCUGCCUUCUCUACACACAGCUGCUGGAGCAGAUGAGGAACAGCAGUGCCACUGAAUCGUGGGUGUCCUCCCUGCCCGGGCAGGCGUGGAGGGACAGGGUGGUGGAGAAGCUUCGCUCUCUGGGUGUGGGUCACAUCCUGCUCCUCCUCCAGUGCUUCAUCUCCGCCAUGGCCAACAUCUACAAUGAGAAGAUCCUCAAAGAAGGAAACCAGCUCACUGAGAGCAUCUUCAUCCAGAACAGUAAACUGUAUGCCUUUGGUGUGGUGUUUAACAGUCUGACCCUCGGGCUGGGCAGUGAGGCUCGAGGCCUCACCGUGCACUGUGGCCUCCUCCAUGGACAUAAUGUCUACUCCCUGUGUCUGGUGCUGGUCACUGCUGCCCUGGGUUUAUCUGUGGCCUUCAUCUUGAAAUUCAGAGACAACAUGUUCCACGUGCUGACAGGCCAGAUCACCACAGUCCUGGUCACCGCCUUCUCCCUCUUCCUCUUCGACUUCCGCCCCUCGCUGGACUUCUUCCUCCAGGCUCCCACGGUCCUGCUGGCCAUCUUUAUCUACAACGCCAGCCGGCCCAAGGACUUGGAAUACAGCCUGCAGCAGGAGAAACUGCGGGUCAUCAACGGAGAGGUGUUCGAGAGGUCCAGAGGGGACGGCGAGGAGCUGGAACUCCUGACAAAGCCAAACACAGACAGUGAAUCCGAGGAAGAGUCUUUGUAGUACCGGCUCUCUUACAGGACUACAAGAACAUUUUCUUCUUCACUGCUGCUACUAUGAAGCUGCAGUAAAGACUUGUCUUCAUGGAAGCAGCAUGGUCGCCGGUUCCGUCAGUCAAAGCAUUUAUUUGAAUGACUGUCAGCAGGUCAACGUGAACAAUGGAUUGUGUGAUGAACUCUUAGAUAACUAAAUCUAUUGUGUAUAUUUUGAAAAAUGUGCCUGUCUGCAUAGGAGUACUGUUGAUGAAACACCAGUAAUACAUCAGUGUAUGUGCCGGGAAUUAAUCCUCACUGUUUUUGCCAUUUUGGAUCAUUAAGGCUUUCUGUUAUCAAUAAUGUCUUCAAAAGAUUCCUGUCAUAUGUGCAGCUAUUUCACUGCUUGCAGGUGAUUGAUGGGUUCAAUAUUCUGAACCCAAUUGUACACAGUUUUAUGAUUGUAUAAGGUCAUAUUGUUGUUUUUGAUUGUUGUUGGCAUCGUUAGCAAUCUAGCGUCAAUAUUUAAACAAUGUGAAAAACAGAAGCACAGCAUGCCAGCACAAAAUCACAAACUAUACCUUCAGAAAAAAAACAUGCACAACAGGAACAAUGUGUCCAUUGCAGUGUACAGGGCUUAUUAUACUUCUGCUCAAUCAGUGUAUUGUCUUAAAUAUGAACCAGAGCUAUGAGCAUUUACAGAAUUUACAAGUUUGUAUGCCUGAAUUUCUGAAAGCACAACCUAGUGGCUCUUGGUUCUCCUUCUUGGCCUUGAACAUUACUUUUCUUUUUGCCACAUUGCGGAAAAUUGAUGUAGUUCAACAGUGAAAUACCAUGAAUAUAUAUUUCUGUUAAGAUUCUUCUUGUUCCAAAAAACUGCUUUCAUUUUGUGUAAAUAAUCCAAGCGGUGAUGACAAUUAAAAUUGCAAUAUAG
Molecule: messenger RNA, 2279 nt
Organism: Anoplopoma fimbria (sablefish)
Lineage: Eukaryota; Metazoa; Chordata; Actinopteri; Perciformes; Anoplopomatidae
Gene: slc35a5
Product: solute carrier family 35 member A5
Exons: 10
Coding region: 93-1376 (427 amino acids)
Biological process (GO): pyrimidine nucleotide-sugar transmembrane transport
Cellular component (GO): Golgi membrane
Molecular function (GO): pyrimidine nucleotide-sugar transmembrane transporter activity
Source: RefSeq, a predicted model, not a curated record